AUGUCGCAGGACAACAACAUCAAGGUCAUUGCGCGUUUCCGCCCGCCCAAUUCGCUAGAGAAAAAGUCGGGCGGCACAUCUGUGGUUGAAAUUGAAGAUGAGACGACUGUUGGCAUAAAGUGUGACGAGCACACCGGCUCCUUUACAUUUGAUCGCGUCUUUGGCUCCGACACCAGUCAGUCCAUGAUAUACAACUACGCCAUCCGCGACACACUGGAAGACAUUUUCAACGGUUACCAUGGCACGGUUUUCUGCUACGGUCAGACGGGUUCGGGAAAGACGUUCACAAUGAUGGGCGCGGAUAUCGACAACCACGACCUCAAGGGAAUCAUCCCACGCAUUGUCGAGGGCAUCUUUGAGAAGAUUGUCGAGUCGCCGCCGACCCUCGAGUACAUGGUCAAGACGUCAUACAUGGAGAUUUACAUGGAGAGGAUCCGCGAUUUGCUAAACCCGGACGAGUCCAACCUGCCAGUACACGAGGACAAGGCGAAUGGUGUGUACGUCAAGGGCCUGAUGGAGGUCUUUGUUGGCAGCAUUGACGAGGUGUACGAGGUGAUGCGACAGGGUGCAAAGAACCGCGUUGUCGCCUCCACCAACAUGAACGCUGAGAGCUCGCGCAGUCACAGCAUCUUCCAAAUCACAAUCGAGCAAAAGGACACAGUCACGGGCAAGACCAAGAUGGGUCGGCUUUUCCUCGUCGACUUGGCUGGUUCCGAGAAAGUUGGCAAGACCGGCGCCACGGGCCAGACACUCGAGGAGGCCAAGAAGAUCAACAAGUCACUCUCAGCCUUGGGCAUGGUCAUCAACGCGCUGACAGAUGGAAAGUCCACGCAUAUCCCGUACCGCGACUCCAAGCUCACGCGUAUCCUGCAAGAGUCGCUUGGUGGUAAUUCGCGUACAACGCUGAUUAUAAACUGCUCGCCCUCGUCGUUCAAUGCAUCCGAGACUGUGGGCACGCUGCGCUUUGGUAUGCGUGCAAAGUCGAUCAAAAACAAGGCCAAGGUCAACCAGGAGGUCAGCGCGACCGAGCUCAAGAUCAUGCUCAAAAAGACCCAAACCCAAGUCAUCUCGUUCAAGUCGUACUACACGGCUCUAGAGGGCGAGGUCUCGAUUUGGCGGAAGGGUGGAGUUGUCGAGAACGAAAGCCAGGUUACUUGGGAGCGCGUUUUGGGCAAGGAGAAGGCUGCGCUCUAUGCACCUUCCCAGCAGCAACAGCCGCCGGCCACAUCAUUAAAGAGCGGGGCGGCGCGCGGCGCUGGCUACUCGACCCCGCGGGCCACGGGUACCAGCAGCCGGCUUUCGAUAAGCGCAGGCGUAGGGACACCAUCGCCACUGAGCCCGACGACCCUGAGCGCACGCGUCACGUCGCCCACUCCCUCGCUCAUGUUCCACGAAUCGCUUAUGUCCGACCUGGCCUCUCGAUCGGACUCGCCAAUCACAGUCAUGAGCGAGGACGAGCGCGAGGAGUUUUUGCGGCGCGAAAACGAGCUCAACGAUAUUAUAGCCGACAAGGAACGCGACCUGCAGGAGAGUAUCAAGUUGCGCGACGCGAUGCGCGAUGAGCUCGAUUUUUUGAAAUCCGAAUCGAGUGGCGUCAUCAGGCGCAAAGAGGAGCUGGCCAACGAGACCUCGCAGCUCAAGCUUGAGCUUGAAAAGGUGAGCUUUGGGCACCAGGAGGCCGAACUGACGAUUGAGAGCUUGAACGACGCCAACAAGGAGAUGAACGAGCAGCUGGAGAAGCUCAGGGAAGAGCUGGUUGAGUUGCGCCGCGAGGCAAACGACUCUGCAGCGAUGGACAAGGAGAAGGAGCGCGCCUCCCGGGUUGCUGCAAUGCUCAACGAGCUGGAUUCGACAAAGGCAAUGUCGCGGCAUGAGGCGGGCAUGGGCGAGCUGCUGCGCUCGCUGGUGGAGGCCGGCGACGACGACAGUAAAAAGGUCGAGAUGAUGACGCAUAUGCGCCGCGAGCUCGACGACUGCCAGGAUCUCCUGCAGGAAAAGGAGGAGACCAUCUUUGAGCUGACCAUCCAGAACGACAAGCUGCUCAAGGGCUACACCGAAACUGACGCCAAAUACGAGCGCCUGCUGUCAGAGUAUGAGGAGAUGCUUGAGCAGACCAUUGUUGCCGAGGAGCAGCAGACCAACCGCGACACGGAGAGCAUCAACGAUUUGCGAGCGAAGCUCGAGGAGCACUACAGCAGCAAGAUCAGCAACCAGAAGACCCUGCUGGACGCCGCCCAGGCCGACCUGCAGCGCCGCCAGGAGGAGAUUACCAAGAGCAACGUGGCCAUCCGCGAGCUUCGCAGCGAGAACCGCGAGCUCCAGUCCAAAAUCGACGCGCUGGUCGAGGAGAAGACCCGCCUCAGCGCUUCUCUCGCCACGGCCACCUCUGCCGCCGGCGCCACGACCACCGGCGGCAGCUCCAUUGGCGGUGACUCUGCCGCUGCCGCCGCGACCGAGCACGCGAUGCUCAAGGAGCGCGAGAUGGUCAUUAUGCGGCGCGACAUGGCCCAGCGCAUCAUGGAGUACGACACCAUGCGCAAGUCGCUUAUGCGUGACGUGCAGAACCGAUGUGAGAAGAUCAUUGAGCUCGAGAUGGCUUUGGAUGAGUCGCGCAGCCAAGUCUCGCAGCUCACCCGCCGUGUCAGCAAUCCCGGCCAGCCUCAGCGCAUGCAGCUCCUGGAGAAGAACGUCGCGCAGCUGACGCUGAUGCAAAAGGAGCUUGUUGUGCAAAACACCGAUUUGAAGAAGCAGGUCUCUCUGUCGGAACGCAAGCUGAACGCACGCACUGAGCGUAUUGAGUACCUGGAGGAGCGCAUCCAGGAUGUGACCAACCAGGCUGAGAGCUGGAAGCGCAAGUACGAGGAGGCUAAUGCCAUCCGCAGCCACGACGCUUCGCGGUCGGCCAUGCAGCCGACAAGCAACAAUGUUUUGCGCUUUAGCAGGAUCGCCAAGCCCCUGCGCGGCGGAGGCGGCAAUGCGCAUGCAGCCACCACGGUUACCGAGGAGAAGAUCACAGGCCGGAAUGCCGGCUUUUUCAACUGGGGCGGUAACUGA
This is a messenger RNA of Kickxella alabastrina, 3054 nucleotides long. RefSeq names its product kinesin heavy chain. Bases 1 to 3054 code for a protein of 1017 amino acids. Gene Ontology annotation, biological process: microtubule-based movement. Gene Ontology annotation, molecular function: ATP binding; microtubule motor activity; microtubule binding. The record is from RefSeq and is a predicted model, not a curated record. The transcript is spliced from 3 exons. NCBI's taxonomy places the organism in Eukaryota, Fungi, Kickxellomycota, Kickxellomycetes, Kickxellales, Kickxellaceae.